Molecule: messenger RNA, 383 nt
Organism: Symbiodinium pilosum
Lineage: Eukaryota; Dinophyceae; Suessiales; Symbiodiniaceae
Source: the annotation of a GenBank genome assembly
AUGGCAUCAACACGAUUGCCCCACGGCGCCGCUGCGUGGCUUGUUGCACUGCUGGCGCUGUGGCGCUUUCAGGCCUUCGUUGCCCCUUCGCCCCGGCGCGGGGCCGGCAUCGCAAGGAGGGCACAAGCCGAGGCUAAUGGACCUGUUGGCGACUGGGUGGAGUGCGAGAUUUCGUAUACGCCUACCAUCUCAGUUCAUAGCUCGGUAAAAGAGCCACGGCGCAGUGACAUCUACAUUUUUCACAAGCGUCAGCUGCAAGAGGACUUCGGCCACCUCUAUGCAAAGCUGGGCUUCACGGUGCAGGAGGGAGUGAUGUACAAGGACAUCAAAACGGUCUGUCGGGAACCUGACAACCUUGGUGGACAAUGCAGCGACUGUUUUAA